AGUGGUUAAAAGUUUGAGAGGUAAGGGUAAAAUAAGAAUAUGCAAAUGGUUUAACUCGUGUUUUCAAGCUGCCUGGAUUUUCACUUUAACAUCACCUCAUUCAUUGCAGGUUACAGCCUCCCAACUAUCAACAUCCAAUAACAAGUGUUCAAUCCUCAUACUGGCCGACAGUGAAAAUGAGAAAAAUAAAUGGGUGGGACUGCUGAACGAGCUGCACCGGAUAUUGAAGAAGAACAAACUCAAGGACCGAUCAGUCUUUGUUCCAAAAGAAGCUUAUGACAGUGCCCUGCCACUCAUUAAGACAACGCAGUCAGCUGCAAUUAUAGAUCAUGAAAGGAUAGCACUGGGAAAUGAAGAAGGAUUGUUUGUAGUGCACGUCACCAAAGAUGAAAUCAUCCGUGUUGGUGAUAAUAAGAAGGUCCAUCAAAUUGAGCUCAUCUCAGGAGAGCAGCUCAUCGCUGUCAUUUCCGGAAGAAACCGGCAUGUCCGCCUCUUCCCCACUUCUGCUCUUGAUGGUCGGGAAGGUGAUUUCUUCAAACUGGUGGAGACGAAAGGCUGCCAGACGCUGGUAUCAGGAACAAUGCGCCAUGGUACAGCCACAUGCCUGUGCGUGGCCAUGAAGCGACAAGUACUGUGCUAUGAACUCAACCAGAGCAAAACCCGUCACAAAAAGUUCAAAGAAAUCCAAGUCCCGGGCAACGUGCAGUGGAUGGCCAUUUUCAACGAGCGCUUGCUUGUCGGCUAUCAGUCCAGUUUUGCCAAAUACCCGCUGCAGGGAGAUGGGAGUCCAGUCAGCCUACUCCACCCUGACGACCACACUCUCUCCUUCAUCACGCAGCAGCCCAACGAUGCAAUCUGUGCAGUGGAAAUCUCGGGCAAGGAGUACUUACUGUGUUUCAGUACUGUGGGCAUUUAUGUGGACUGCCAGGGUCGAAGGUCAAGACAACAAGAACUGAUGUGGCCAGCUAUUCCCACAACAUGCU
This is a messenger RNA of Rhincodon typus (whale shark), 983 nucleotides long. Its product is annotated as serine/threonine-protein kinase MRCK alpha-like. Gene Ontology annotation, biological process: actomyosin structure organization; peptidyl-threonine phosphorylation. Gene Ontology annotation, cellular component: cytoplasm; cytoskeleton; actomyosin. Gene Ontology annotation, molecular function: protein serine/threonine kinase activity. The transcript is spliced from 3 exons. The record is from RefSeq and is a predicted model, not a curated record. The annotation marks the transcript as partial. Lineage: Eukaryota; Metazoa; Chordata; Chondrichthyes; Orectolobiformes; Rhincodontidae.